UGACGAUUUAAAGCCGAAAAGAUACGGGUGGUAAUCCCGUCCUUACUGCUGGCUCAGCUCACACCGCGACAUCACCGUUUGUGUUCAUCGAAACCGUCUAAGGGCGGAACCACCGUGUGGAAGUUAUCUAGACUAACACCACUGAACACCACUCGCCUCUCUGUGUGUGUUUUCUCCCUGCGAGUCCUGUAACGACACCCACACGUCCAGCAACAUGGCUGCUCAGUGUGUAACCAAGGUGGAGCUGACUGUGUCCUGUGACAAUCUCCUGGAUAAAGACAUCGGAUCCAAGUCAGACCCUCUGUGUGUCCUGCUGAUGAGCAGCUCUGAUUCUCAGUGGUAUGAGGUGGCUCGCACUGAGAAAGUCCAAAAUUGCCUCAACCCUAAGUUUGCCAAAAAAUUCCUCAUCGACUACUACUUUGAAAUAGUGCAGAAACUCAAGUUUGGGAUUUAUGACAUCGACAACAAAACUAUUGACCUGAGUGACGAUGACUUCCUGGGGCAACUGGAGUGCACCUUGGGCCAGGUUGUGUCCAGUAAAAAACUGACCAGACCACUCGUCUUGAAGAACAAGACACCUGCAGGAAAAGGGACCAUCACAAUCAGUGCAGAAGAAAUAAAAGAUAACAGGGUGGCGAAUUUUGAAGUUGAAGCAAGGAAGCUAGAUAACAAGGAUUUCUUUGGGAAGUCCGACCCUUACCUGGAAUUCUACAAGCAGACUGAAACUGGAUGGCAGCUGGCUCACAGGACAGAGGUGGUAAAGAACAACUUGAAUCCAACAUGGAGACCCUUUCGAAUCCCCCUGCAGUCUCUAUGUGGAGGAGACCUGGAGAAACCUAUAAAGGUUGAGUGUUACGACUAUGACAACGAUGGCUCCCAUGAUCUUAUUGGAGCAUUCGAGACGACGAUGACACGCCUCCAACAAGCAUCACGAACAUCUCCGGCAGAGUUUGAAUGCAUCAACAGUAAAAAGAAACAGAAGAAGAAAGGCUACAAGAACUCUGGUGUUGUGAGCGUGAAGCAAUGCCAGGUGGUGAAGGAGUAUACCUUCUUGGAUUAUAUCAUGGGAGGCUGUCAAAUCAACUUCACUGUGGCCAUCGACUUCACAGGCUCCAAUGGGGAUCCUAAGUCUCCUCAGUCUCUGCAUUACAUCAGUCCUCAGGGCGUUAAUGAGUACCUCUCUGCUAUCUGGUCCGUGGGCAAUGUCAUCCAGGAUUAUGACAGUGACAAGAUGUUUCCCGCCUUCGGCUUUGGAGCACAAAUCCCCCCCACAUGGCAGGUUUCCCACGAGUUUCCUCUCAAUUUCAACCCAGCGAAUCCGUUCUGUGCAGGAGUUGAAGGUGUGGUGGAAGCCUACAGGAUAUGUCUGCCCCAGGUUAAACUCUACGGUCCCACCAACUUCUCUCCCAUCAUCAACCACGUAGCUUGCUUUGCUAAGCAAGCCCUCCAGCAGACCACUGCAUCACAAUACUACGUUCUCCUCAUCAUCACUGACGGAGUAAUCACAGACAUGGAUGAGACACGCAGUGCCAUCGUCAACGCCUCCCGUCUGCCCAUGUCCAUCAUCAUUGUUGGAGUAGGCGGGGCAGAUUUCACUGCCAUGGAGUUCCUGGAUGGGGAUGACGGACGCCUGCGCUCUCAGACAGGCGAGGCCGCCAUGCGAGACAUCGUUCAGUUUGUGCCGUUCAGGCAGUUUCAAAAUGCUCCUAAAGAAGCAUUGGCAAAGAGUGUGUUGGCAGAAGUACCAGGUCAGCUGGUGGAUUUUUUCAAUACCAUGAAGCUGAGUCCACCCAACUCCAGUUUGGCACCAGCCCCCACAGGGACCAUCUGAUACCACAAGAAAGAAACCAGACACGGACCAAUAUCAUCUCCAGAUCACUUCACACAACUUCAUCGCACCAUGCAAUUACACACAAAUGUCCAUCCCACACUCUCCUAAGUCGACCCUCUUAUUUCACCCCUUUAAAGAAAUGCUAACAUGGAGCCAGAGACAACCACCCCAUUCACACACAUUGUACAUAAGCGGUGUCAAAUUAUACCCAGCUGUUGUUAGAUAUUAAUAUCCAUGUGUGUUUAUUUUAGCUGUGCUAACUGUGACUUGAAAAACCAAAACAAGUAUAAUCAUUCCAUUAUUUUGAAAGAAUAAAUUAAUGGCAGGAAGUGCAGAAACAGAAACAGCUCAAGGAUUUGAAAGUUCAUUGUCCCUUACAGUAAGUACGCACUAAGACACAUCUCAUUUACAUUGGAGGAGCACUGCACUGGCAACUAUGAGUGCCUUUUUUUCUGUCUGUUUGAUGGCUUCAAGUUACAAUAGUUAUGUAAAGGGAUCUUACACACAAAUAUAACGAAAUACAGCAAGUUAGUGAUGAAGAUGUUUACAGCUUUAGAGAAAUAGCUGUGGCACUAAUAGUAGCAUAAUUAUGUACAUACAGCCAAGUAGCUUUGUAAUAGCUUCUGUCUUGGCACAUGGAGCAUAUAGUAUAUCUGCAUUAAUGCUUAUUGUUGCACAUGCUUCCUAUGCACUCUCCUGUCAUAACGUCCUGUACUGCAAAGACCUCAGAUUUAGUUAUUUUACUCAAUGAAAUGCCAAACUGUGUGGCCAAUUAACCCAUGUGAAAACCCAGAGCUAGUUAAACUGACCCUUAAAGUAUGACUGACAUUGUGUAACUGUAACAUAGUGUCAUUGUAGAUUUAGAUGUAUUGUGUCAGACUCAUUACUCAUGGAAGGUUAGGUAGUGUACCAUUGUGCCAGUUACUUUGGGUAACUUUGCCAAGGACUAACAGCCAGCCUAAAGCACUGUAUUUCUUUAAUCCAAUGAUUUAGCCAUUUUGAUUAUUUUUUUUAUAGCUAUAUAAUCAGUAUUAAACACGCUGUUGCCAUAGAAACUACAUACAGUUCUGGUUAUUGAACUGUAUGUAUAUUUACUGCAGAUGUGUCUGUUGUUCUGUUGUCAUAUAUAUAUAUAUUUUCUGUCAUACGAAAAAGCAUCACGCUAACGAAUAAAGCUCUUAUUCAAUAUGAA
Messenger RNA from Larimichthys crocea (large yellow croaker), 3023 nucleotides. Its product is annotated as copine-3-like. Gene Ontology annotation, cellular component: plasma membrane. The transcript is spliced from 16 exons. Gene Ontology annotation, biological process: ERBB2 signaling pathway; cellular response to calcium ion. NCBI's taxonomy places the organism in Eukaryota, Metazoa, Chordata, Actinopteri, Sciaenidae. Bases 215 to 1831 code for a protein of 538 amino acids. Gene Ontology annotation, molecular function: receptor tyrosine kinase binding; calcium-dependent phospholipid binding. The record is from RefSeq and is a predicted model, not a curated record.